Molecule: messenger RNA, 8072 nt
Organism: Nomia melanderi (Alkali bee)
Lineage: Eukaryota; Metazoa; Arthropoda; Insecta; Hymenoptera; Halictidae
Gene: Nhe3
Product: Na[+]/H[+] hydrogen exchanger 3
Biological process (GO): potassium ion transmembrane transport; proton transmembrane transport; sodium ion import across plasma membrane
Cellular component (GO): plasma membrane; recycling endosome
Molecular function (GO): sodium:proton antiporter activity; potassium:proton antiporter activity
Source: RefSeq, a predicted model, not a curated record
GUUGCACGAAUGCUCAAUUCAUCUUUAUAUAGUGGGUUCUACAAAUUUAAGUUUUAUGUAUUAUAUACAACUUUUAUAUAUUCUAUUUAUAUAAAAAAUCAAGAGUGAUUGAAUUAAUAAAAUUCAAUUUUUUUAAAUGGAUGAAAUUUUAAUAUAUUUUGUUGCUAUUAAAAAAAAUGUAUUUUUAUUACUCGCUUAGUUAUUUCUCUAUUGUUACUUUCGAUUGCAUCAUUAAUAUAGUUGGUCAUACUGCUGAACUGACAGUUUGAUUAGCAAAUGGUUGUGAAGUAAAGAUGGCAGUGAAAGGUGGUGCACGAAUUUUUCUUCUUAUAAUUUUGUGUAUUAUUUUGUUAGAAUCAUGUAACGGAGCCGCGACAGACAUUGAAUUAGACGCAAAAGCACAGUUAUUACAUAGGCUCGACAGUUUAAAUCUCUUACUAUAUACAUUUCUAUUAAUAUUAACUGUUUUAACAAUAUGGACAUUUAAACAUCGUCGACUUAGGUUCCUCCAUGAAACUGGUCUAGCUGUCAUUUACGGAUUAAUUAUAGGAGCAAUAAUUCGUUAUGGGUUUACAAGUAGUACCAUUCUUCAUAUGCCCGUUGUACCAGACAACAGUAGUAAAUACAAUCAAUCAGUUCCUCCAGAUACAUUAUGGUUACGUUUUCCAGAAGAUAAAGGAGGUGGUCUUAUUCAGAAUAAAACAUUUGCUUAUUCAUUUAGAGGAGAGAUAUAUAAACGGGAUAAUGAAAUUGAUCUGAAGGCCACAUUCGAUCCAGAAAUAUUUUUUAAUAUUAUUUUACCACCAAUUAUAUUUCAUGCCGGUUAUAGUUUAAAACGAAAAUACUUCUUUAGAAAUUUAGGAGCAAUUCUUAUGUAUGCUUUAAUUGGAACAACAAUUUCAGCAUUUGUUAUUGGAGCUUUGAUGUACGCCUUUGUACAAUUAAUACCACACCUUUCUAAGUCAUUCACAUUUCUGGAUACAUUAUACUUUGGAGCAUUAAUAUCUCCAACAGAUCCCCUGACUAUAAUUUCUAUUUUUAAUGAUUUACAUGUAGAUGUAAAUUUAUAUGCUUUAGUAUUUGGAGAAAGUGUUUUAAAUGAUGCAGUUGCAAUAGUUCUUAGUGGUUCUAUACAGAACUAUGGAGAGCGUUAUCAAUCAGGUAGUGGUGGGUUUGAAACAGUAGCUUUCUUUCAAGCAUUUGGUGAUUUUGUUGGAAUAUUUAGUCUAUCAUUAUUUAUCGGUGCUACAAUGGGUUGUAUUACAGCUUUGUUAACUAAAUUUACAAGAGUCAGAGAUUUUCCCUUGCUGGAAUCAGCUUUAUUCGUUUUAAUGUCUUACAGUACUUUUUUGAUUGCUGAGGCAUCUGAUCUUACAGGCGUAGUUGCUGUCUUAUUCUGUGGUAUAUGUCAAGCACAUUAUACUUAUAACAAUUUAAGUCCCGAUUCGCGUCAACGAACAAAACAAUUGUUUGAACUUUUGAACUUUCUAGCUGAAAAUUUUAUAUUUAGUUACAUUGGUGUGUCAAUGUUUACUUUUCCAAAACAUCACUUUGAUCCAGGAUUUAUUUUGUCUGGAUUUUUAUGUGCAUUAUUAGGUCGUGCAGCAAACGUAUAUCCAUUAUCGUUUAUAUUAAAUUUGGCAAGAAAGCCAAAGAUAUCAUUAAAUUAUCAGCAUAUGUUAUUUUUUGCUGGAUUACGAGGAGCUAUGAGUUUUGCUUUAGCUAUCAGAAAUACUGUGUCAGAUGCCCGACAAGCUAUGUUAACAACAACGAGCUUAAUAGUAAUCCUGACAGUUAUUUUCCAAGGUGGAGCUACAACUCAAUUUUUAAGCUGGUUUAAUAUACCAGUUGGUGUAGAUGAAGAAAUAGAAGGAUUAUCACACAAUGGAAUGCGCAGUUCUGGUGGCGAAGGUGGCUUUGGAGAUCUGGACAUGCAUAGGGAGCGAAGUCCUCCGUAUAAUUCUAUGCAGGAUGGGUCAUUACCAGGCAGUAGUGCAAAACCUAAUGAAAAAGCAUUACUUGCCAGAAUCUGGGGUGACUUUGAUACUCGCUACAUGAAACCGUUUCUGACUCACUCCAGACCUACAUUACUGGAAACAUUACCAGUAUGUUGUGGUCCUCUGGCCAGAAUUCUUACAACAACACAACAAAUGACACAGGACGAAGCCAUUAGGAAAGCAGACUCGGAUUCAGAUUUUUGUCUCGAAGAUCGUGAAAUGGAACGACGAAGGACUAGUGUCCAACCGGUGAGUUUUCAUCAACCUAAUCUGAAUUACACUAUUAACCCGUGCUAUCAACCUAACAACACAGAUGCCACUAAUCCAGACGAACCUUAUGUAAUUCUGAACUUAUACAGAAGGUAGAACUUAAUAUAUUUAAAUUGGAAUACUUACAUUUUGUACAAAACUUAUCUACAUAUGAAAAGUACUUCGUGCAUUAGUGCAAAUGAACUUAUCAUUUGUAACUGACUUUCCUGUAAUUGUAUUUUACACAUCACUUUAAAUGGUUCCUUUAUUUGCCAUUUACAUACGAACAUUCUUAAAGACACAUGUACAACACAGUCUUUCCAUUUUAUAUGAAAGUACUACUUAAUGUUUAGAAUAAUGCUUUUGUUUUUAUUCAAUGUUAAGCUUCCCGUAAACAUCUAUAGCAAUUUAUAUGAAACUCACUAAUCAUCUGUGCUUUCCCAAUUUGAUAAAUAAUUGCUUGCGCUAAAUUCUUUCAUAUAAAAUGUGUUGAUAUGCAUGAAAAACUCAUUUAUCUUCACUCUAGGAAGGCGAUGAUGUAUACGUGAUCGACUAAAUAGCAUACAUAAUAUAUUAAAAUCGUAAAAUGUUACUCUUGUCUUUUUAAUAUACAUGUAUGUUCAUUGCCAAAUGAGAAGAAUAUUGGGAGUAAAGUUUAUUUACAGGAAAAAAGUAUUAUGUAUUGCUGUUUAUCAUAAUUAGUUUCUAUGGGUUAUUAACAAUACCAACAAUAUUUCUACAUUGAUGAAAUAUAAAUUAUUUAUAAAAUACAUUGAAAUUGAAACACUACUAUAUAGGCAUGAAUCUACAUAUAGUGUUCCUACCAAAGUUAUUUUACAAGUGCAAUAAAUGUAUGCAACUAUUCUAGUCAUUGAUUACCUUUCGUAAACACACAAAGAAUAAAUUAUCUAGAACUUCUUGAAGAGUCAACACGCGUGACACUAUACAAUUCAACACUUCCUCAUUCACGUAACAUAGAUUAGUCAUUAUUAAAAAACACAUUUUAUUUCUUGUUUCUGCAUAGAAUUUAAUUUUGAAAUUAUGUUCUUAAUUUGAAAAUUAUGUUUAAUGUCUGCUGAUAUAGCUAUACUAUUAAAUGUUAAAAAGAUAUUUCUGUUAAUUUAACUUAAGCGCCAAAAACUUGUGUUUUUGUUCAACUUUUUCUUUAUCAAUUUAAAGGAAUUUCUCUAGUCUACAUUUGAUAGCUUUCUUACCGAUUUUUUUAGAGAAAAAGAAAUGAUGAUGAUGACGAUGAUGAUGAUGAAGACCUAAGAAUCAUUGGAAUGGAAGGAUUUAUUCCAUUACGAACAUUGUAAUGGGGCAGAAACCAUUGAAAAUAGUAUUUUGAGAAGAUUUUUUAAAAAACUUUGUAAUACAGAAUUUCGGGAUAGGAGAGAUAACUAAAAGUAAUUACUUUAUAUAAAAUAUUUUUAAUGAUAAUUUCACUUAAAAUUUUUUAUGUUCCUGUGAAGGGAGGUCUGUACUAUUAGCUAACAAUUCCAUAAUUUUAUAUAGAUUAAAGAAAGUGGUAUGUAAAUUCCUCUAUUUAAAAAAAUAUAAUAUUUAUUUAUUUUAUCAUAUUCAAGUCACAUACACGUUUAUAUAUUUAUUUAAAUGAUUAGGGGCUAUUAUGAAGCUUUUAUGAAAAAUUAUGUUAAUUAUAUUUUUCUUUAAUAUUAGCGAUAAGGUGGAAAGAUAAUAUUGGUGCAAGAAAUAAAUGAUUCAUUGUCUCUGUAUUCAGAGCUCGUUGGCGUAAUAGUGUGAUGUAUUUUAGUAUGAAUGCAAUUUACAAAACUCAGAUGAUACAUAGGACAUAAAUAAAAAAUUUCUAGAAUAUGUACAUAUUGUGAUUUCUUUGAAAGUAGAAUAUUAUAACAAAAGGUCUAAUAUAAACAUAAUGUACAGUGAAAUGUUAUUGAAAUUGCCAAAUUUCUUAAAAAUAUUGUAAUCGAACAUUAAACAUAAUUUUCAGUAUUCGAUGAACCUCUAAGCUUUCAUACUUUAGUAACAUCAGAACAUAUUAACAGGUUGAGGGAGUAGAUAUUGUCCCUUGUAGUUUUUAUUACUUUUUUCACAUUUCUUACAUUUUAUCUAUACGUAGUUGUACUGACAAAGAAUUUAGUUUAGAUCUCUCAUUUACCGAAUGUUGUUGCAUGAGAAACCAAAUCACUUUCCAACCAUUAAGUUUCAUAUUACGAAUGUUAUCUAAGAUUUGCCGCUUGCACACUACUUAUGCUAACAAUAACACGUAAUAUGUACAGGAAAAAACAAUUUUGUUUCAUCUUUCUUUACAUUAUUAAAAAUAUUUUUUACUAUACUAUUAUGUCUCCCUACUUUUUAAAUAUAGUUUCUGAUGCAUUCUCUGCACAUUGCUGCAAAUAGCUUAAUGCACAUUUCAGUACUUUUAAGUCUUGCGUGUCAUAUUUUACUUACAACAUAAGAAAUCUAAGUUGCAAAUUUAAUAUGUUUUAAAUUUAAACUGAAUUUAAUGUUUUAAUAAAUUAUAUUACAAUUUAUAAAGAUUUCUUCAAACUUGUUACGCUAUUGUGCAAUCGGCAAGCAAUUUAUUCUUAAAGCGAUAAAUGACUGUGUAUGCAGUUAUAAUAGAAUGUUUUAAGUUGUGUACACAGAUUCUUAUUUUUUAUUGUAUUAUUAUUUGCAUUACUUUUAUUCUUUUAUUUAAUUUGUUUGUAUUGCUUAUUUUUAUUUGGUUUCUCCACAGACACAUGUAAGGAGCUCCCCAAACAGAACACAUUUAUAAAAGUGAAUUUAACACACUUUAUCAAUAGCGAGUUGUAUACAUUUUUGAAGAUAUGGCUGCAAUUAAGUUUUAAGUAUUAAAGCAAUGUCCUCCUUAUUUUUUAACAUGCCAUAAUCAUUUAUAUUGUUUAACAUUAUCUUGUUUUCUUUAUAAAUCCUGAUUCAAUGUGUUUAAUUUCUAAUCUAUGUAAUUCUGUUAUUAGAUAAGUUACAAAUUCUUAAAAUGAUACAAGAUGUAUGUGUAUGUUUUCUGGUACAUUGUAAUCAAUACCUCAAUUCUUAGUGAGCGAAUUAUGACUUAGGUAUAUGCAUACGCAAUCUUGAUGUCAAACAAUAUUACUUUUGUAUUAUAGUUUCUAUAAAUGUUGAUCGUAUUUCUGAUAUUUCUUUUCUUUGGAAAAUAUUGUUGAAUAUUUUCGGCAAGGUAGAAAGACACUAACAACAAAAACUUUGAUGUAAGUAUUAUUGUACCAAAAAUAAAUAACAAGGAGAGGGCAAAAUAAAAAUUGCCUUCCAAAAAUUCUAAACUUAAAAUAUAGAUUUCAGAUCAUUGAAAUCUUCUAUAUAAAACUGUUUUAACAUUAUUAUUUUAUACAUUUUAGGUAAACUUUACGAAUACAAAAAUACGAAAUAAUGUAAAUUGAAGCCUUUUCCUUGUUUCAUAGAUUUUGUUUAAUUGUAGCAUCUUUAUGAAGAAGAUUUAGCUGAAACGUUUGCCUAGUUCUCUACAUGUUAUAUGUAAUUCUUUAAGAAUGAUUUUAAUUAGAAGAUUUAAAAUACACAAAAUUAAUAUUUGAAUAAUUGCAUUUGGUAUACCAUUAAAUAAUAUGUAAGAAUCGAGAGAUGGGUUCUUGAUGUGUUUAAUACUUUGUGGGGCAGCUGGGAACUGUGAUGGGAGAAGUUAUUCCGGGACCACUACCACUGCACACACGCGUCGCCUUGCCAGGUUUGGUCGGGAGACAUUUGUAAAGACUAAUUUACAUUGGUAAACAAGCUUACCUUGCUUAAUAUAUUGUACUGUAUGUUCAACCGAUAAAUGUAUUUAUUUGAAAGGCUUAUAAUCUGUGCAGACUGUUGUAUCCAAUACAAUAUUACCUGUCAUAGAUUUAUAAAAAUAUUCCCAGUAUCAGCUGCCUUUAUUAUUAAUAUAAAUACUUCCCAAUAAUUAAGAAAUAUAUUUUCUAUCAAUAUAUUCUUUCUUUGAAAUUAAUUUCUUCUUUAUAUUAUCAUAUGAAUGAAUACAACUCCUGUUACAUUCACUUUAUAAUGGAUACAUUUUCCAUUUUAUUAUUUAGUUUUUAAUUAUUUAUUCCUCUUUGACUAUUGCUAAUAUUGGAUUAGGUAAAUAUCUGAAUUCUCAAAUAAUCAGCUUGUACGUGCGUGCGUGCGUGCGUGUGCGUGUAUGUGUGUACCAUGUUCAAUUAUAUUUAAAUAGACUUAUUGGUUGUUUAAGCUUGAUGGAGUUGGUUAUAAAAAAAAAGUAACGGUCAUUGAUGUAAAUUUACAGUUUUCAGUUGUUAUGUUAGUUACUAUUCAGUGAACGUUCUGGCUUAUAAUAUUUAUUGAAAACCAAAUUUAUGUUAAACCAUUGUUGGAUCAGAUACAAUGUGGUAACACCGACUUGCACCUACCAAGUAUGCAUUAUACAUUUAAGUAUAAUAAUUGAUCAAUCCAUUAAGAUAUAAUAAAAUAUUUAAAAAGUAGUCCUUUCUCUUACAAAUAACACAUUUAUAUAAAACUUUUAUGUUAAUACUGUGACAAUAAAUUGAUAUUCUUACAGCUAUAUUUUGUUUUGCUGAAAAUGCUAAUGCUUUAAUACACAUUAAUGUUAAAAUGUAUAAUACAAAUUUCAAUUAUUACGUUUAGAUGUAUUUUGCAUUAAUUUCAUAAAGGUAAACUGUUAUAUUUGUACGAAAACUAUUUGGAUAUAGAAUUUAAUUUGUUAUCCAGUGAAUUGAUUUUGCUGCCAUAAGCAAACAUGUUUCCCUUAAAGGUGCAGGACACUUAGCACGUUACAAUGUGCAAAUACUUUUAUAUUAUAAUUUUUAAAUAUAUGUACAUUUUUAGAACACAAAAAAAUGUAUAAUUGGCAUGUCAGUUAAAUCAAUUAAAUGAGAAAAAUGUACUUAAAAAGUUUUUGUGCAUGGCAAAUGAAACAAGUGCCAAAAGUUCACAUAGAUAAAUAAAUUACAAGAAAAAACAAGAAUUUCUUUUAUAAACACUAUUACAAGAGAAAGUAUAAUACUUUUCAAGUACAUGAUAACAAUGCAGUUAAAAAAAAGAUUCAUAUUGCAAGAACACAAAUAAAGUAAUAUUGUCUACAAAUAUAAUCUAAUUAUUUUUGAGAAAGACAUAACAUUGUCAUUAUUAACAAUAUAUGAUUAAACUAUGCAGCAUUAGCUUAUAAUUUCGUAUGUAUCACUGUUUAAUGUACAAUUAUAUUUAAAUAUGAUUUAUUAUCAGCAGAAUGUAAACCAUUGAAUACAAAUGUAUCGAAUAUGAAAAUGAUGUAUAAUGAUACAUAAAUUUUUACUUUAGAUGUUGGCUGUGAAUAUGUAACAAAACUACUUAAAUGUUUAGUUUGCAUACUAGAAGUGAAUAUUUAAAAUACAGCAUAUUGAAACUAUCCUUUACAAUGUAUGCGUGUUAUUCUUUUUACAAUUACAUGUAGCUACUUAAUACAUUAAUUUAAUUGUACAAGGCAAAUUAUGUUGAUGGAUUUAUGCAGUUGCAUAAUAAGCAGGAUUUUAGCAUAUAAUAACUGAAAUGCUCUUUUCUAUUUGUGAAUUGAAUAUGUAAUAAUUACUAUGUAUACUAUACAUAUAGGCUACAGAUGUUGUGAUACUAUGUACUACACUUUACAGUGUUUAAUAAAGUAUUUGUAAAAAUAAAUUCAUUAACUUAUUCAACAUUACAGAAGAAAACAUCAUCUACUGAAAUCAAGUUUAGUAUCUUUAUAAGCGAACACAAUAAACAACCUAUUGUCUGUGGAAUAUUUUGUUUAUUGAAAAAAAAAGUUUAACCAUAUUUUUAAAAUACUUUCUGUAAUUUAAAUUAAUACUGUAA